GAAAGGGGGGGAAACCGGAAACAUUGCUUUGGUUUUUUGGGUCGGAAAAUCUGAAUUUUCAACUGUUCUUAGAAUAAAGGGGGGGCGAGCGCGCUGCUCCAACGUCAUGACUCUCUCUGCGUUUGUUGUCUUUUUUUUUUUUGGCCUGUUCGGUUUGUUUACUUCUUGGGUUUCUUGUAUGAUGACGAAAGCUCACAUUUUCAGUCUUUGGCUUCUCUUCUGCUCUAUGCACAUUACUUUUUCCAACUCAUAUCCCAAAUGGCAUAUAAAAGGGACCUUUCUGUCUUUUACUGCAACUCCUCUCUCUCUCUCUCCCUUUCCUCUUGAGUGAUUACCAGGAUUGGGUCAGGGUUUUCUGUUCUUGAAAUUUU
This is a messenger RNA of Colletotrichum phormii, 371 nucleotides long. RefSeq lists its product as uncharacterized. The record is from RefSeq and is a predicted model, not a curated record. The coding region runs from base 107 to 331 and encodes 74 amino acids. Lineage: Eukaryota; Fungi; Ascomycota; Sordariomycetes; Glomerellales; Glomerellaceae. The transcript has a single exon.